Messenger RNA from Ictalurus punctatus (channel catfish), 918 nucleotides. It is a transcript of the gene commd7, whose product is annotated as COMM domain containing 7. Gene Ontology annotation, biological process: negative regulation of DNA-templated transcription; tumor necrosis factor-mediated signaling pathway. NCBI's taxonomy places the organism in Eukaryota, Metazoa, Chordata, Actinopteri, Siluriformes, Ictaluridae. Gene Ontology annotation, molecular function: NF-kappaB binding. The record is from RefSeq and is marked provisional.
GCGGAAAUGUGGAAGUAGAUGUGAAGUUUAGUUACAGUAGAUAUACUGUAAGGAUUAGGAUCUCGAUAAAGAUAAUGUUGCAGUUGCAUUUUACUAAAGACGCUGUGCCCGACAAUGUCAGCAGUGAUUUUCAGACCUUGAAUAAAUUCAGUGAGCAGCAGUUUCUGAGCUUGACUGAUUUAUUGUACCAGUUUCUGCUGGAGCCUAAAGAGACGGAGAGGUUUCUGGCCCAGCUGAAUGAAUUUGCAGGAGAGAAUGGCAUGGGUGCAGGUCCACUUAGAGGCUUAAUGAAGAGCAUUGUGCUGCUUCCACAAGGUGCUAUGAAGAAGAACCUGACAGCUGAGCAGGUAAAAGAGGACCUGCUCUCACUUGGGUUGACUGAAGACAAGGCCAGUCACUUCUCUGACCAGUGGAGGCUUCACUAUCCAGUGUUGUCCAGAUUGGCAGUUGCACAGACACUGAUGGUCAACCAACUGGUGGAUAUGGAAUGGAAAUUUGGCGUUACUGUAGGAACAAGUGAAUUGCAAAAGGCUGGAAACAUCUUCCUGCAGCUUAAGCUGGUGCUUAGGAAAGGCAACACAACAGAAAAUGUGUAUAUGGAACUGACUCUACCCCAGUUUUAUAACUUCCUUCAUGAGAUGGAAAGAGCCAAAGCCAAUAUGGACUGCUUCAGCUGAGGACCAGUAUCCGUUCACAUUUGACUCCUCUAAUGUUGACAAAUACAGUGUUGGAGAAUCACUGAAGCUAUCGAAUGUGUGUAUGGGCAUGAAUGAAUGUGUGUUUGUAUGUGAUUAAUGUAUGACUCUAAUGUUUCCAUGCACAGGAAAACUUGAGGUGCACUUUGAUCUGUUUGAUUCACUAGUUUGUUGUCUUUUCUACAAUGAAAUCUACUUACUUAAUAAAACAAGCUGAUCAGUA